Messenger RNA from Plasmopara halstedii, 2493 nucleotides. Its product is annotated as agc akt protein kinase. Gene Ontology annotation, biological process: protein phosphorylation. Gene Ontology annotation, molecular function: protein serine/threonine kinase activity; ATP binding. Lineage: Eukaryota; Oomycota; Peronosporomycetes; Peronosporales; Peronosporaceae. Bases 1 to 2493 code for a protein of 830 amino acids. The transcript is spliced from 3 exons. The record is from RefSeq and is a predicted model, not a curated record.
AUGCAGCGCCAGCGGGUCACGCUCUUCUCAUCCGAGGAUGCCAAUGCUAUGGCAUUGCGCGAACGCUCUAGAACAAUGCUUGGGUUGAGUCACGGGCUUGGACGCUACGAGAAGCGCGUACAGUCGUACAGCAUGCGCCCUAGUACGACCGUAUACGGUCAAGACGGGGACGAUUUAUUUGAUGGUUCGGCUAGCUGCUCCUCUGUGACAGAGCGCAGCGGCGUCAGUAGCUUUCAGCCUAAUCGCACGCGGCUUAGCGUCUCGCCUGACCUCAGCAAUGCGUUUGAUGAUAUUUUUGAAACGGACUGGGAAGGUUACAUAUGGAAGCAGGGUCAUGUUGUGCGAUCGUGGCGCUACCGCUACGCUGUGUUAUCAGGCACAAUUUUUAGCUACUAUGUGAGCAAAGACGUAGCUAAAAUGGAUACUGAAAAGUUUCGUGGCCGUGUCACGGUCACGGGCGCAUCGCGCGAUCCCAACCGCUCGAAUGGUGUGCUCAUUACCACGACCAUUAACAAGAUAUUUGCUAUGUACACGCGCUCGAGCAUCGAGUGCGACAUUUGGGUCAAGAUGCUGCUGCAAGCAGUGCAGAACAAUCGUAACCAGAAACCAAGCCAGAGCUUCAGCGGCGCAUCGAAUGGACGCGAUUCGGAUCCUCCAGGCGGACGCAUGAGUUCGUGGAAUCCUGCGGCUAGUGGAAAUACGUUCUUUUCGUCUAGCAGUGUGUCGCAAACUGUUCGGUCAUCGGGGGACUGGAAGGCUCGAAACUUGGCUACUGUUAAGCAAUUUUACUCGAUGUGGCUGACGCAGUUUCUGGAUCAGACGGGUGUCGAUGACUCGGCAACUAACCUGAUCUCGCUGUUUCCUAUCUGCUCACCGGAGAUGACGGUGUCUGUUAGCUAUCCGUGCGAGUUUCUACCUUCUUCUAAAUUUUAUGGUCGAGAAGGUCUGGUCGAAGUUGUCUUGGGCUUCUCGCGUUUUGUGCUUUUCAAAAAGUUCACGGUGGCGCGCUACAUGACGACAAAGCAGCCGAACGUGCUGCAGGUGUUGGCUGCCGGUACCAUCUGGAACAAAUUUCUCAAACGUGAGUUUUCGUUCACUACGCGUGAUGAAAUUCAGCUCAGUCCUGGUGGCCGCGUGCUUAGCAUUCAGAUGCAAAUAGAAGUUGAUAUUUCUGCAUUUCAAAUGUCGGACGCUGAAAGAAAGGCAGCUAAGGCAGAACGGGCAUUUCAGGCAUCAACAUCAAAGCGCGUGUUGUCCCUGUCGAUCCAGCACUUCCAUGUAAAUCGUGUCCUUGGAAAGGGUACUUUUGGCACGGUUGUGCUCACAGAGCGCAAAAAUACGGGCGAAAUUUUUGCUGUCAAGAUAUUGGAAAAAAGCUCAAUGUCAAAUUACGACAAGCUGCGUACCAAGACUGAAAUGCGCAUAUUACGGGACGUGCAUCACCCAUUUAUUGCACCGCUACGCUUUUCGUUUCAAAGCCAGUCUCGUGUUUUCCUAGGAAUGGAUUACUACUCUGGUGGCAGUCUCUACACGCACAUGAACCGUUUUUCUAACAACAAAGAGCACCGUGUAAAGAUCCCACUUGAUUUAGACCGCGUUAAAUUCUAUGCGGCCCAGAUCGUGCUAGCGCUAUCUCAUCUGCAUGCUUGUGACAUUGUAUAUCGUGAUCUGAAGCCUGAUAACAUCAUGAUCGACGUUGAAGGCAACAUUGCGCUUGUUGAUUUCGGCCUCUCCAAAACCAAUGUAAACCAAAUGUCGGGUGCUCGCACGAUGGCAGGGUCUCCAGCGUAUACUGCCCCUGAGCUACUGAAACCGAAGCGCUCGCGUGACUAUGGCAAGGCCGUAGACUGGUGGUGCCUGGGUAUUCUUUUAUACGAGAUGCUUCUUGCAAAGCGACCGUUUCAUCAUCUAAACGUGUCGGUUUUGUAUAAGCUUAUCGAGAAAGAACCUGUUAAAUUCCCGUCUAAGUGUGGUCUUCAUUCGGACGCUCGAAGUCUUAUUCUUGGCUUGCUGGAAAAGGACCCAAACAAGCGUCUUGGUGCACAUCAGACGAGCGACAUUCUUACACAUCCAUUUUUCAAGGAUGUUCGGUGGAAUUUAGCUCUCCGCAAGAAGAUCACUCCCCCCUGGGUGCCGCCUCCGAUGUCAAUGGAUCACGAGCGUAUGAAGAGCCCAGACAUCAAUUUUGACAAGUUUCUGGCUUCGAAGACGACGUCCACGGGCAACAUUUUCAACAUCAUUUUCCCUUGGAAACACCCUCACACUCGGCACCGCCGAGCACGAUCAGAAAUGGAUUACGACUCGUUCGGCAAGUUUAGCUACGUGAGCGACACAUCCAACUCGUUCCUUGUGGACGAAGACGAGAUGCUUGACGCUGCCUUUACAGGCCGUCACAGCGUCCAAAUGCAUUCUUUGGCAGAUGCACGUAGAACACUUUUGAAAAGUCUUGGAAACACUCAAUUUUACUUUUAUGGAAGCUUACUGGUCUUUUAA